Molecule: messenger RNA, 4948 nt
Organism: Micropterus salmoides (largemouth bass)
Lineage: Eukaryota; Metazoa; Chordata; Actinopteri; Centrarchiformes; Centrarchidae
Product: desmocollin-1-like
Exons: 14
Coding region: 303-4136 (1277 amino acids)
Biological process (GO): cell-cell junction assembly; multicellular organism development; adherens junction organization
Cellular component (GO): adherens junction; catenin complex; plasma membrane
Molecular function (GO): calcium ion binding; cadherin binding
Source: RefSeq, a predicted model, not a curated record
GAGAGAGAGAGGGAGAAGUGGACAGACCUCACGGUGAGCUCAGAUGAACCUCGGCAUCCUUUCCCACGUUGGAUCAUUUCAGCUCCGUUAAGGCAGAGAACCAGCAGAGCAGAGCUGCAAACACACGCAUGUGUACUGAAUGGGGAAAAUGUGAGAAAAGAAGGCAAAAUGAAGACUCGCUCUGGGGAGAAGGAACCUGAAACAGGAGGAGAUGAACACAAGGUGGACCAUCAUGAAAACCUGCAUCUGAUCAGCCAUUCAACAGUAAUUCUUUGAAACAAUCUGAUCAGUUCAUCGUAGCUAUGGCAGCACAUAUUGUGCUUCUUCUUCUUUUAUUCUGUAAAGGUGAAAGAAGUGGCAUUUCAGUGGCUGCAUCAGAGGAAGAGCCGGAUUUGCAAGAACUAUCAAGCAAAAGUCAACAAGUUUUACCUCAUCCAGAGUCGAUGGAAAACUUUUUUGGCAGUUUCAAAGAAUUGGAAAGCCCGCUUCAGAAUGCAACGGAUGAUGUAAGAACCCUGCCAAAUGCGGAUUUUAGACUAAAUGACAGAAAACCUAAUGAUUUUGACUUUAAGGGCAACAUAGCAGGGCAAACAGUCAAACUUAAACAUCCAGAAUCUGCGGCCAAGUCCCUAAAAACUAAACAUAGCCCUGAACUCAUUCUGAACCCAGAGAAAAGAAGCAAUUUGUCUAAUGGAGAGGUUGAAGGUGUAAUUAAUGCUCACAGUCUAGUGCCGAGUUCAGAGAAGGAGUACGCUCUCCAGCCUGAGCUCCAUUUGGAGACAGGUGUCGGUGACUUUCUGCGUGAGAGGACACGGGGCCGCUCUAAAUGGGUCAUGGAAUCUGAAGACAGUCGGUCAGGGCUGUACCUGCCACGUGUGGAGCCUCGCUCUCGCCGCCGGAGGAGCUGGCUCUGGAACCAGUUCUUUGUGAUCGAGGAGUACAGAGGGCCUGAGCCUGUGCUCAUUGGACGGCUGCACACAGAUAUGGACAGAGGGGACGGACGCACUAAGUAUAUGUUGGAGGGAGAGGGAGUGGGCUCUGUGUUUGUCAUCGACAGCAACACAGGCAACAUACAUGUCACCAAGUCUCUAGACCGCGAGGAGAAGGACCAGUACCGUCUCAUUGCAACAGCUACAGACCGUCAGACAGGCCGAGCCCUGGAGCCCUCAUCUGAGUUCAUCAUCAGAGUGCAGGACAUCAAUGACAAUCCGCCUGUCUUCCCCAAUGAACCCUAUGUUGCCAUGGUACCAGAGAUGGCCAACAUAGGCACGUCCAUAAUCCAAGUCACAGCUAGAGAUGCUGAUGAUCCAACAUAUGGAAACAGCGCCCGGCUGGUUUAUGCCAUUACUCAGGGCCAGGACUAUUUCUCUGUGGAUCCUCAGACAGGCGUCCUGCGGACAGCAGUACCUGACAUGGACAGAGAAACUCGGGAUGAAUAUCUGGUCAUCCUCCAGGCCAAAGACAUGGGAGGGCAUCUGGGCGGAUUAUCAGGGACUACGACCGUCACUGUGAAGCUGAGUGAUGUUAACGACAACCCCCCUCACUUUAGAAGGAGUGCGUGGUCAUUCUCUGUAUCGGAGCUAGCAGCACCAGGUGUGGAGGUGGGCCGUCUAACUGCCACUGAUCCGGAUCUGGGAGAAAAUGCACAGCUGGAGUUCACUAUCCUGGACUCUGAGGAGACCGAAAUAUUCAAUAUAACCGGAAGAGACCAAGAGGCUGUCAUUGUGCUGAACAAGCUGCUGGAUUAUGAGACCCGCAGUUCAUACACUUUCUCUGUGGAAGUUGCCAAUCCUAUAGUAGAUGCCCGGUACCUAAGGAAAGGUCCCUUUAAGGACCAGGCAACAGUCCGGGUCAUGGUCCUUAAUGCUGAUGAGCCACCGCGAUUCUCCCAGGCUCGAUACCAUCUGGACGUGUCUGAGAACUGCCCCCCUGUCUGCUCUGUUGGCCGGGUCUACGCUGUGGACCCAGACACAGGGCAAAGCACCAAUAUCAGGUACUCCAUCGAUCCCCAGUCAGACCCUGAGGCUCUGUUCCGCAUCGCCUCUGACACGGGCUUUAUCAGCACAGUGAUGGAGUUGGACCGUGAGCAGGAGCAGUGGCAUAAUAUCACAGUCAUCGCCACACAGAGGGACAAUCCAAAUCUUGUGUCAAGGGUUGUGGUUGCCAUAGAGACACUAGACCAGAAUGACAAUGCACCAGAGUUGGACAGGCAGUAUACAACGUCUGUAUGCGACUCCAGUGCCCCCGGUCAGGUAGUUCAGGUUCUGCGAGCCAUCGACAAGGACCAAGGAGGGCAGGACACCCCGGUCCACUUCAGCAUCCCUCCAGAGUCCAGCUCUGCCCUCAACCUCACCAUCAGGGAAACUGGAGGUGUGACAGCCAGCCUGGUGCUCCAGUCAGCCUUGGAGCCUCUCCCUGGUUUCUCCUCAUCCUUACUCACCCUCUACGUGCCAGUUGUGCUGCGCGACGGGGCCUCGGGUCUGACCAACACUGGCACAGUUACUGUGACCAUUUGUCCCUGUCUGCGAGGGGGCAUGCAGACAGAGGAUAGGGGGAGACAGAGGGACAGGAGAUGGGAGAGACACAUGGUUUGUCUCCCCAUGCCGUCUGCCUCCACUUCUCUCAUAUUUAGCUUGGUCACCUUAUUGGCCAUGCUGGCCUGUGUCACUACUCUGCUGGUGGUGUGUGCACUCUCGCUGUCAUUGCGCCAUCAGAAGCGAGACUCCCACUCAACCUUCGAGGAGGAUGAUGUCAGGGAGAACAUCAUAUCCUAUGAUGACGAAGGGGGAGGGGAGGCAGACACCGCAGCUUUUGACAUUACAGCGCUGCAGAGCAUGCACAGAAUACAGCACAUGCACAACAACAGAAACAUAUGGUACACUCAGCAGAAUCCGCCAAGGGCCAGGACGUACAGCUGGAGUCGUAACCCAUGUCCCGGCCUGGACCCUCAGCAGAGGCCGGGCUCUGCUCCGCUCUACGGGCGCCUCUGCUACGGCUUCCACACGCUGCCUGUUCUCAGAGAUUAUCCAGCUGGGCCGCUGGAGGCAGGUCUGCAGCUAACGCAGCUGACCCAUGGGCUGACCGGAGGUCACAUGGGCAAUUCCCUUGUCAUCCCGAACCAGAGCACCUUUGAUCCUCUGCUGUGCUCUCCUGAGAUGAGCUCUGCUAGUUACGAAGCAGAACACAUGCUGGCAAAGAGCAAAAUCCCAGACAGAAAUGAAGCCAGUGAAGCAAACACAGCUGACACAAAAGAGAAUCAGGAUCAGGCCACGAUAAACCGAACAGAAACCGACUCGACACCAGCAAACAACGCUUCAGAUCUGACCCACUGUGACCCAAAUGAGUCCUCAUGUCAUAGUCACACCAGCUCCUCGUCAAACCAGCAAGAGGGGCGACCGGGGUCAUCGCAGACUCAGAUCAGCACUGGAGCCACCAGCUGCACAUUAGAUGACAUUGAUACUGAUUCCUCCAUUCCCUCUGUUUCAGAGCGAAAUUAUUCAAAUGGCAGUCAGAUCAACUGUAUAAACCCUCCUGUUUACCUGACAGGAGACACAUACAGCAUUGUGGGCUCGCUGAAUCCAAACAGCAGAGGGACAUGUAUGAACGGGACGAGUGGCAGCGGGGUGUACCCAGUGGGAGUGCAGCUACUGAACAUGUGCAGACUCCAGAGAAAGGAUUUGACCCCACAGCCGUUGUCCUUACCUGGGGGGUUGUUUGGCAACAACAGAGGAUGGGUGUGCGCAGCAGAGCCCGUGAGAGCAGAGGCCGCCAACCCGCAGCCUCUCCGCAUGGAAGACCUCCUGAAUAUCCGUCUGGAUCAGGUCACCUUUGACCUGUCGCAGCCGCCCUAUGACUCAGUGCAGACUUAUGAGUUUGAGGGCCGUGAUUCAAGGGCUGAGUCACUGAGUUCACUGGAGAGCGAUGGAGAGAAGGACGACGGGAGGGCAGUGGGAGGGAUGGAGGAGUUAAACCAGAAGUUUCACAGGCUGGUGCAGAUCAUCAGAGAGAGGGAGAAGGAGAAGGAGGGCGAAGGAGGAGAGACACGGGCGGCUGAGGGAGGUGAGGCUGCAGAGGCUACCCUCGAUGAGACUCAUAAACAAAAAGAGGACAAAGAACAGCAGAAAUGGGAUUUCUAGACUGAAGUAAAAGAAAAGUUAGAGAGAGGAGAACUCAGUCGACAGUGAUGGAUUUUAAACACAGCGGGGGUGACAAAACACACAGCCUCUGACAGAAAUCUUCUUGUCCCCCCCCCACCCCCUGCCAGGAGAAAUCCAGGAGGAUGACAGUAUAGUCAAGAUUCAUGGUGGAAUCCGUGCACAGCGUAUAGUUUUCACCUCCACUAUGUUUAUAAAAUGCAUAUGGAAUCUGUCACUUUUCACACUGCUCUUGUAACCGAUAUUAAUAAUGCACUUGGGCUUUCAAAGCUAAAGUUAUGAAAGAUUAACUUGAUUCAGAGCCCUGAAAGCUGCAUUGUUAGAAAAUAGGCCUCAUCAAAUAUUGACCAGAAUUGUGAUGUUUAAUAUUGAUAGUUUAAUAGGGGCACGCUCACUCGACAUACUUGGAAUUUGAAUGCGACAUUUGCAUCUGAAUUGGAGAGUUUUAAAACCACACAAGCGUACAGGACUGUUGACCUACACUGCCACGUGUUCACAGAGCCUCUCCCAUGAGUCUAAGUGUAUACAUUUAUAUUCUGUAGCUCUGUAGAGAGAGUUCACUACAGCAAGUAGUCACCAUUAUGGUAGCAAAACCUGCUCGCUAUGCAAUUUGCACACAGUUAGAAAUGAUUAGAUUGUCACUGUCAAAGAUUUGUGUACUGUUGUGAAAGUACAGUAAAUAAUGUCCAUAUGUAGAUAAAUAUCAACAUUUGCUUUAGUGGUCAUUUACUGGAAUCCACACAGGAAUAUAAGCAUUUCAUUUUCAGUCAUUAAAGUGUUGCAGACUUACAAUA